Messenger RNA from Macroventuria anomochaeta, 506 nucleotides. RefSeq lists its product as uncharacterized. The transcript is spliced from 2 exons. The record is from RefSeq and is a predicted model, not a curated record. Bases 185 to 457 code for a protein of 90 amino acids. NCBI's taxonomy places the organism in Eukaryota, Fungi, Ascomycota, Dothideomycetes, Pleosporales, Didymellaceae.
AUGUGAUUGGCUGCGCACCAAUACAGAUGUAGAGUCCGGUUUGGAGCAAAAGGUUGUCAAAAACUGGAUAGAGAGAUUCGAGCUUUGUCUAUCGUGGCAGUCCAGUCCACGUUGUUCCAACUCUUGAAAUCACUUCCUGAGGCAUGCGGGGUACCUUCAGAGCUCCCUAGUGUCCACAUAGCGCAUGGGAGGUGGGCUUUCUCUCGUGGCCUACUUCCAUCCAGCACAUUGUCGCGCCGCUACUGUAAGCCUACCGACCGGUUCCAGGCACCCCCAAUCUGACAGCCACUGGGCAUGGCCACUUAGGUGUGGGGAUCUGGGGUGUUUGGUGUCUCCAUACCGUAGUGGGUGCUCUUUCUCUUGCGCAACCCUCAACAUUUCAGCACCCUCUCGGUUCGCUACUGCAUGCCUAUCGAACGGCUCCAGGCACCCCCAAUCUGACAACUACUGGGGAUGACCACUUAGGUGUGAGGAUUUCGUAUGUUGGGUGUCUCAGGGCUCUCCUA